AUGUGCCAACUGACUACAAUGAAAGUCGUUUUGGACCUACUUCCAUUAGAUUUAUUGAAACAGAUCUUUUCCCACCUUGAAAUUGGUGAUUUCACCCACUUACUUGGUAAAGCAGAGCGAUCAUUUUUGCAACAGAAUCCAAAAUUGAAACACACCAUUGAACAAGUCAUUAAAGAUAGCCGGAAGGUCCAGUUCAAAUAUACAUCAAACGCUUUAUUUUUGGAUGAUUUGUAUUUCCUUGAAGAUAGAUCGAUUCCUGACAGGUUAUGUGUCAAAACCAGACAACAGCUUGUUAUUGUGCAUGGAUAUUGCGCCAAUGAAGGUAUCAGUACCGUCUUUAAUAUCACCUAUGUCCUUACUGACUUAAUUGCUAUCAUUGAUUUUCAACAAUUGUUCAUGCAGUUACAGCCAGCUGAAGGGAUCAAAUAUGCUGUGCAAAUUACAUUCGCGUCCAGCUGUCGUUACAAGAUUAACAUGAAGCAAUUGCAUAAUCUGUUCGCAAAAGUAAAGGACAACAUUCACUCUUUGACAAUGGAGCUUGGUAGUGGUACGGACAAGUUCAUGGGCAAAGUAAAAACAGGUUAUUUCAAAAAUCUUGAAAUCUUGCGUUUGAACAAGUUUCUGUUAGAUGGGUCAUUAGCAAAGUACGCCAAUUUGAAAGAGCUUGCUUAUGUGUCUGCUGAUAAAUGCGAGGUCUUUGAACUCGGUCAACUUCCACCAUCCUUGAAACACCUCGAAUUAGGGCAUGUUUCAGAAUUAGUUUGGCCUCAAGAUAAGAAUUCGUGGAAUAACCGUCCCUCUUUAGAAAAGAUUGUGUUGCAAUUUUCUCCCUGGAAUCGACAACUGAAAUUACCCGAAGGGUUUGCCAAUAUUAUUCAGCAUAUGACAUGCAAGGGGACCAAGGUUGUCAGGUUUGAAGGAAAUGACCGCGAUGAUGGGUACAGUCAAGAAUUUUGGAAACUAUUGACUGCUGCUUCACAAAAGAAGGGAUUUACUUUGGAUUACUUAAGUGUGCAGCUUGUUAUUUUAUCGCCGAUUGAAACAUACGCGCUAACGAAUUUGGAUAUCGUGGCUAUCGCAGAUCCUCAAGUAUUGUCACUGUUUCAAUUUCCUCCUACUUUGAAAUCAUUGAGAAUUGCUUGGGUGGUUGAGUGUGAUACAUCAGACUUAUUCAAAGCAAUACCAUUGGGUAUCAGGCAACUCAACUUACGUGGCUCCAAGAUUGAUUGGUGCAAUUCAGAUUUGAACUUUGCCAAGUUUGCUAAUUUAAAAGAACUAGUCUUGUCACGCACUAAGCUCGGAAAGUAUUUAAGCUUAUGUUUGUUUCCAGAUUCGAUCCAAUUGUUGAAAUUGGACGACAAUGGUCUUGGCUCAAUUGAUAAAAUAACUUUUCCAAGGAAGUUGAAAUUUGUGAGUAUUCUGAUGAAUGGCAUCACAAAGCUUUGUAAACCCGACUUUCCUUCAACGCUCAAAGAGCUCAAUAUAUCUAACAACAAAUUAAAAGAGUUUGACAUCUCCAAAAAUAAGGCUGGUGAGACAUUGAACAUCGAGGUAUUAUAUUUUAAUAAAAACAAAUGUAAAGUAAACAGUUUAGAUUGGUCCAAGUUUCCACAAAAGCUUAAGGGAUUGUCAUUAAAGGAAUACAAGUUCUGCCACUCAAAUUAUAGUUUUGGGACCACGUUGGAGUAUUUGCGAAUGACGGAGACAGACCUUGUUCAGUUGAGGUCAAUCUCCUUUGCGAAAUUUACAGUCAUCAAGUAUUUAUACUUGCCACAAUGCAAUAUGAGGAAGUUCAACAUUAAAAUACCUGAAACUGUUGAAGAGCUUGACAUUUCGGCAAACAGAAUUCCCGAGUUCCCCACACAGUUGCGCGAGUUGAAGAACUUACGCGUGUUGGAUAUGUCUUUCAAUGACAUGAGUAAAGUUCAAAUUGAUUUUCAAUACAACACAAUCGAGGUAUUGAAUUUUGGGGACAAUGAUAUUACCGAAAUUGAAUUGAGAUUCCCACCUACAGUCACCAAUUUGAAGGUCCUUGAUUUGAGUCACAACUUAUUGAAAGAGCUUUCAAUGAAAUCCAUCGGUCAUACAGGCCAAACCUUACAUUCUAAUUUGUACGGGGUUAUUCUUUCUGGAAAUACAAAGUUCUUGAAGGACAAAAUUGACGCUUUGACAAGGGAAUUGCCUGAUUCAUGCGAAUGUUUGUGGCAUGAUACUUAUAAGGAUUCAGAAAACACGGAAAUUGACAUGUUCAAUCACUAUGUAUCAAAUGAAUUACCUGGUCACUUGGUUCAAAACAAGGAUGUUUCCACAUGCAGAAAAAUGUUUGGGAAAAACAUAAGAAUGGCGUUGUCUCCUGAAAAAAAUGAUAAAAGCUUAAUUAAGCAACCGCUAAUCUUCGCUAUGGGGAGAAGAUCAUGA
Lodderomyces orthopsilosis Co 90-125 is the source of this 2418-nucleotide messenger RNA. Its product is annotated as leucine-rich repeat domain-containing protein. The coding region runs from base 1 to 2418 and encodes 805 amino acids. The record is from RefSeq and is a predicted model, not a curated record. NCBI's taxonomy places the organism in Eukaryota, Fungi, Ascomycota, Pichiomycetes, Serinales, Debaryomycetaceae. Gene Ontology annotation, molecular function: protein binding. The transcript has a single exon.